This is a messenger RNA of Macadamia integrifolia, 1325 nucleotides long. Its product is annotated as diacylglycerol kinase 4-like. The record is from RefSeq and is a predicted model, not a curated record. Lineage: Eukaryota; Viridiplantae; Streptophyta; Magnoliopsida; Proteales; Proteaceae. The transcript has 11 exons. The coding region runs from base 109 to 1104 and encodes 331 amino acids. Gene Ontology annotation, molecular function: ATP-dependent diacylglycerol kinase activity.
UUUGAUAUUUCAAUUGUGAAGCCAACUGAAUUUAUACAGUAUGGAUUAGCUUGCUUGGAGAAUCUGGCUGCUCUUGGUGACAAUUGUGCAAAAGAGACUCGCGAAAAAAUGAGGGUUAUGGUUGCAGGGGGUGAUGGUUCAGUGGGCUGGGUUCUAGGAAGUCUUGCUCAACUUUAUAUGCAGAAUCGAUUGCCAAUUCCUCCAACUGGAAUCAUUCCACUUGGUACGGGCAAUGACUUGUCUAGAAGUUUUGGUUGGGGUGGUUCAUUUCCUUUUGCAUGGAAAUCUUCUGUCAAGAGAUCUCUACAUAAAGCUGUCACAGGUCCAGUUUGCCGUCUUGAUAGUUGGCAUAUUGUGGUCUCAACGCCAGCUGGAGAAAAUAUAGAGCUGCCGUAUUCUCUGAAGUUUACAGAGGAAUGUUCCCUUGAUCAGGAUUUAGUCGUUGAAGGGGAGUUGCCUGAAAAAUCUACUUGCUUUGAAGGCGUGUUUUAUAAUUAUUUUAGCAUAGGAAUGGAUGCCCAAGUUGCUUAUGGGUUCCACCAUUUACGUAAUGAGAAACCGUAUCUUGCACAUGGUCCUAUAGCAAAUAAGAUGAUCUAUUCCGGAUAUAGUUGCACCCAGGGUUGGUUCUGCACACCUUGCAUCAGUGAUCCAAAUUUAAGGGGACUCAGGAAUAUUCUACGUAUAUAUAUUAAAAGGGUCAAUUGUUCAGAAUGGGAGCAGAUUCGAGUUCCUUCGAGUGUUAGGGCAAUAGUUGCUCUAAAUCUUCAUAAUUAUGGGAGUGGAAGGAAUCCAUGGGGUAAUCUAAAGCCAGAGUAUUUGGAAAAGAGAGGCUUUGUUGAGGCCCAUGCAGAUGAUGGCCUUCUUGAAAUCUUUGGCCUAAAGCAAGGAUGGCAUGCUUCAUUUGUCAUGGUGGAGCUCAUCUCUGCCAAACAUAUUGCACAGGCUGCUGCACUUAGGCUAGAAAUCAGAGGUGGGGAGUGGAGAAAUGCUUAUAUGCAGAUGGACGGGGAACCAUGGAAACAGCCAAUGGACAGAGAAUAUUCAACAUUUGUGGAGAUAAAGAGGGUCCCUUUUCAAUCGCUAAUGAUAAAUGGGGAGUGAUUUUUCUGGCAUUGAUUUAGUUUAUAUAUUGAAGUGAGUUCAAAAUUAAAAUUGAUUUUGGACACCAUGUAAAGCCAUUUGAAAUCUCCCGUGGGCUUGUAAUUAAUGUUCUGCUGCUUAAUUGGCUAGUUUCUCAAAUACUGUUGUACUUUAUUUUAUUUUAUUUUUUGUGAGUUCUAUAUAUUUCUAUUUAAUUUUAGCAAAGAACAACUUCUAGUAAA